Symbiodinium natans is the source of this 387-nucleotide messenger RNA. The record is from the annotation of a GenBank genome assembly. NCBI's taxonomy places the organism in Eukaryota, Dinophyceae, Suessiales, Symbiodiniaceae.
AUGAGCCUGAACAUCGCUCCGAAGCAGCUUGCGGAGGACGAAUCUCGGUUUGUAUCGAAAGUCGGUACCACGGUGUUCCAUGAUGCAUUGGUGGAGUUCAGCAAGGACCCCGCGGAGGAGAUGUCCAGCGAAGAAGAUGAGGUGGGGGAGAACCAGCCAAUGAAGCCAAUGUCCGACUCAGAAGAUGAGGCGCGGGAGAAACAGCCAAUGAAGCCAAUGUCCGACUCGGAAGAUGAGGCGCGGGAGAAACAGCCAAUGAAGCCAAUGUCCGACUCGGAAGAUGAGGCGGGGGAGAAACAGCCAGUGAAGCCAAUGCCCGACUCAGAAGAUGAGGUGCAGUCUUCUGCAAAAGAUCCGGUGCCUCGCGCCCACUUGAUGUAUGCUUAG